AUGCCGAACCUCAUCACCACCAACAUCUGUGCCACGCCAGCAACUACCUACUACAACAACCCCGUCUGGACUUCGACCGUUGGGGCAUCUCCCAUUUGCCCACCGGCGUCAUACUACACGACCGUGACAUAUCCCUCGCAAUCGUACACCGACAUUCAAACCCUCUGUGACGGCCCCUGCAAUUCUUAUAGCACGGCUUGCAAGGCCUACGUGGCCACAGAGAGCUACAACCCAGGGAUAUCUGCUUUCGACGUCAAGUGCUUCCUGCUUACAACGCAGGCACCAGCCCCGACACCGUGCCACAACAACGAGGCUCCAGCGUCAGUGCUGGCCAAGUACCGUGACGACGUCAACAGCUGCUUCUCCAAGUCUGUUACCAACGCCCUUAGCUUCUGCAGCCGUCUCCUAGGCCGGCGAGAUCUGGCGGCCACCUAUGACUACACGACAACCACGACCCCCGUGAUCACAACGACUGUUACCGCGUAUGCCACCAAGGGCGUCUGCUUUGUUGGCGGUGGCGGCCGUCAGAUCGUUGGCGAAGACGAUCUCCCAGCCGAGCAGACCCCAGAGGCUGUGGCUCCUACCAACCCGCCACAACUCCCGGCGCCGACUCUCGCUCCUCGCCUGGAUCAGAUGUUGAAUGAGCCACGCGCCAAUCCUGCUCCUGCCCCAGCUUGUCUCGACGCUGCUGCAUAUCCAUCCUGGAACGUCCAGUCAGCCUGCAGCUGCCUGAACACCAUCAGGGCGCUGACCAAGAGGGAUGUCUUCACCGCGGCGCCGACAACCAAGACCGUCACCAAGACUGUGACCACGCGCGUGCAGAAGUCGACCAUUCCGACGUUUCAGCCCAAAGUCAGCGUGCCCGGCAAGCAGGGCGGCCAGUUCAACCUCAUCACCCGCGUGGUCAAGGACUCGAGCAACCAAGACCGCCGCAUUGUCAUGUUCGGCAAGCCCAACGACCCGUCCAAGGGCAACGUGGGCAUGCACGUCGGUCUAGACCAAAAAAUGUACGUCGUCACGCAGGGGAGGAAUAACCUCAAGCCGUACGGCCAGCUCUCGUUCGUCACGCUCGAGGGCGGGAUCACGGUCGUGGGCCAGCUGCCUGACGGUAAGACCGGGUCUGAUCGCGGCGGCGCGGAAUUCAACAGCUGCGUCUCGCCCGCGGCAGGGCCGAUUUUCUGCAAGCUCAAGAGCGGCGAGACGGCUGUCUUUUCACAGGUCGAGAUCCCGGGGUUGAAGAACAAGUUUGCGGUCGCUGUGGGCAAGAAGGCGUUAGAGGGAGCUAAGCCCAUCUCGUUGAUUGUGACCGAGUGGGGAAAUGUGACUGUUGGUUGCGGCGGGAAAGACUAG
This is a messenger RNA of Microdochium trichocladiopsis, 1350 nucleotides long. RefSeq lists its product as uncharacterized. NCBI's taxonomy places the organism in Eukaryota, Fungi, Ascomycota, Sordariomycetes, Xylariales, Microdochiaceae. The transcript has a single exon. The record is from RefSeq and is a predicted model, not a curated record. Bases 1 to 1350 code for a protein of 449 amino acids.